Molecule: messenger RNA, 870 nt
Organism: Symbiodinium necroappetens
Lineage: Eukaryota; Dinophyceae; Suessiales; Symbiodiniaceae
Source: the annotation of a GenBank genome assembly
AUGCGCCGACACCUGAAAUCCCUGCUCGCCGGCCUGCUCGCGGCGGUCCUCGCGCUGUCCAUCCUGGCGCGGGCCGAAGAGAUCCUGCGCGGCCGCAUGAUCGAGGCCGAGCUGGAGCGCGACGACGGCCGCUGGUUCUAUGAGCUGACGCUGCUCGGCCCGGAGGGGCGGGUGGUCGAGGCGCUGUUCGAUGCCGAGACGGCCGAACUGCUGGAGCUGGAGGGCGAGAUUCUGGUGGUCGAGGACGACGCCCGCCUGGCGCAUCAGAUCGCCCAGGCGCUGGAGGCGGCCGGCCACGCGGUCGACCGCGCCGAGGACGGCGAGGAGGGCAAGUUCCUGGGCGAGACCGAGCCCUACGACGCGGUGGUGCUGGACCUGGGCCUGCCGCAGCGCGACGGCCUGUCGAUCCUGCGGGCCUGGCGGGCCGAGGGCAACGCCGUGCCGGUGGUGGUGCUGACCGCCCGCGACGGCUGGCACGAGAAGGUCGAGGGCAUCGACGCCGGCGCCGACGACUACCUGGCCAAGCCCUUUCGCAUGGAGGAGCUGCUGGCGCGUCUGCGCGCGGUGCUGCGACGCGCCGGCGGGCGGGCGAGCGACCUGCUGAGCUUCGGGCCGGUCACCCUGGACCUGCGCAGCGCCCAGGUGACCCGGGACGGCGUGCCGGUGCCGCUGACGGCGCACGAGUACAAGGUGCUGGCCUACCUGGCGCACCGCGCCGGCAGCACGGUCAGCCGCAGCGAGCUGACCGAGCACGUCUACGCCCAGGACUUCGACCGCGACAGCAACACCCUGGAGGUCUUCGUCGGGCGCCUGCGCCGCAAGCUGGGCCGCGACCUGAUCGUCACCGAGCGCGGCCUGGGCUACCGCCUG